Messenger RNA from Acipenser ruthenus (sterlet), 12147 nucleotides. RefSeq names its product 1-phosphatidylinositol 4,5-bisphosphate phosphodiesterase epsilon-1-like. Lineage: Eukaryota; Metazoa; Chordata; Actinopteri; Acipenseriformes; Acipenseridae. The record is from RefSeq and is a predicted model, not a curated record. The coding region runs from base 1172 to 8179 and encodes 2335 amino acids. Gene Ontology annotation, molecular function: guanyl-nucleotide exchange factor activity; phosphatidylinositol-4,5-bisphosphate phospholipase C activity. The transcript has 34 exons. Gene Ontology annotation, biological process: phosphatidylinositol-mediated signaling; lipid metabolic process; small GTPase-mediated signal transduction.
AACAGUAUGAAUAAGGGGCAAUUUAAUGACUUUUGGGCCAAAUGGGAAAAUAAUGUUUUGUUUUAAAGUGGUUUCUUAGUCAUGCAUUUAAAAAAAGUGCUGUUAAAACGCUCAGUUUGUUAGACGCGCCACCUUUGUUUAACUUGUGCACAAUAUAUUGUGCAGGUGGUUUACCGUUUUUUAAAUAACAAUACAAAUGUAAUCUUGCAGGCCAGCCCUCCCUUGUGAAGUUAUGAGCGUGUUUUGCCUUGCAUGCGAGCCACCCUUUUUUGCUUCAGCUAAUUUACAUUUUCCAUGUGGGGGAAUUCAACUUUUUUUUCUUCAUUUGGAGACAUUAGUAACUAAAGUCUUUCUUUCUACAAGACUGCUGGCAGCAGCGAAUAAGGCAGAGGCUGCUGUGUUGCACUUCUGAGGCAAACCGUUGAAUUGGGGCAUUGUUAGCCUACAUAGCAAUACUUUUUCAUUGUGAAAACGAGAGAAGGGUGUAAAAAGGCACCUUGUGUGCUGCUGCUGACAGACCAUCGAAGAAUAUCACGAAGAAAUCGGAGCAAUCAUUGAAAGUCCCAUUAGUAUUCAGUGUAUUGCUGCAUGCAGUCUCUUGGAAACACGAUUAGCUCAGACAUUCCUAUGCCAUCACACGGCACUCAGUAAACACCACUUUACCAGUUUAUCUGGGCAAACUAUUAUAGAGCUGUAGCUUAAUUUUCACUCACAGUAGCAAUAUGACAGUGGACCUCGGUCCACUCUGCAGCACGCAAGUGCGAAAUAACUGGUGCUGGUGGAAUCAGUGAGAAGCAAACACCGCAUUCCAUAUCCGCCACCAAGCUUUGCCUCCGUAGUUCAACGCACAUGAAAGAGGUUACGCAAGUCCUGGAAGCACACGAAGACAAACACUGAGACACAGAAAUGUGAACAGAGGCUUCAGUGACGUUCUGUUCUACAGUGCUCAAUGUUCAAGCAGAACAACUUGCCUGUCAAUACUGGAAAACAAAACAUUUGAUAUGCAAGCUCUUAAAUCAGGAACUUCUUCCACCUCAGAAGAUCAGUCUUGCCUGCCAGAGUUUCACAGCUGUGGAAGUUGUAUUGCCUAUUAACAACACAGCCGCUGAGCUUGCAUGCUCUAUUUGCCGAUUACACAAGUUGAUUUACACCCAAUUUUUUGCUCCAUGAUAUGAAGGUUAGCGGAGCAAACCAGCGGAAUAUCUCGACUCUAUGUGUUAGCAUGGCCUCUGAGGGAGUGGAUGCUUUGGGGCAGGCGAAUGUGACACCUGCUUUGUCAGCUGGGAAUAAAAAUAGCCGAAAUGCUUCAAACGCCAGGAGACACUCGGCCAAGCAAGAAAGAGGUCUCACUUCAACACUGCCAUACAUUAUAGAGGCAGAACACUACAAAUCUGCGUCAGAUAUUCUGCCACUGUCAACCAAAGCAGGAAUACCCUACGACUGCCAGACAAGAGAGUUUUGGGGUGGCAAAGCUGGGGAGUUCUGCUGCAGCUCAAUGCAAAGAGACAGUACAGGCUGCUUCUAUUGCAGCCAGCUGUGCAAGACAUGUGAUCCACUGGUAGAAGGGAGAGUUUGCUCGGAGACUCACAUUCUUACUGAACUGGAGAGCACUGUUGAGCCCCUGCAAGAUGAGCUACAGUUGGGAAUGGAAAGCCUUUCCUCAGAGUUACAUCAGUUUGUAGGGGAAAAGUCAGAGGAGAACUGUGUGGAUGGAUCCAACAACCCAUCGGACUUCAACACCAACCAGAAAAGGGAGAAGCAAUUGUCCUGUCUGAGUCGCAGGCUCAAACCCAGCUCCACAGCACAGUCUUUACCAGUGCCAUUUGACUGUCCUGCUGUCCCAGAUGCUGACUUGACAGGUGUCUGUGGCUGUGAUCGUAUGGAAGUUACAAAAAGUUGCCAGAACCAAGAUAUGUUGCACAGUUGUGUUCAAUGGGUUAAAGAUGGGUACUCAAGUCUGGAAAGACGCUGUUGGAAACACAAAACAAAGUACCCUAGUGAUGGUAGCAGCUCUUUUCAGUUCCGAAUGACCCAUAAGUCAGCCACAAGUCCACAAAAUAACGAGGAUAACAGCGGGGAAGAGUGGCCAGAGGAUGAGUUUGUCCGAAACAAGAAGGAGCGCUCCACUCUACUAGUCAGGAGGUAUUAUAAAAAUAACCGGGAGGUGAAGAAAUCUGUUUAUACAGGCACAAGAGCUAUAAUGAGGACACUUCCUUCAGGUCACAUAGGAGACGAAGCCUGGAAGUCUGUUUGCAAAAAAAGACAAAACGUCUUUGAGAAACACAUCAGGUCAGCGACUGAAAACAUCACUGUGCUUCAGGCUGGUGACCUGCGAUCGUCUGGGCUGCUCCAUUUCUUGGCCAGAUUUAAGGAUUAUGAGAUCCACGAUGCACUGAUAGGAGAAGGAGGGGAGGAAGCCCUUGAGAACCUGCUCCAUCCUUCCAGAAAGCUCCUGGUCUCAGCAGUAGCCUGCAGGAGAGGUGGAGGUUGCUGUGAUAUAAAGCCAUGUGUCCACCGUGUGCUGCCUAAGUACCGCGUCACUCUCCAAAGAACGUCCAUCUCUGACCACAUCACCGGGGCUCUGCUAGAGGCUACUACAUCCAUAGGAGCACGGAGUGGGUUGCUGAACCUCUUAGCAGGAUUCACUGGCAGAGCAAUGCUAAAAGAGUGUCAACUGUGCACAACGAUGGCUGGUUCAAACACUCUGCCCUCGAAUGUAGCUGGAAUCAGUAAGGAUCUGGCUGACCUGAGGCACCUUAUCCAGUUCCCUGAGGAGAUUGCCAGCAUUUUGACAGAGCAGGAACAGCAGCUGUACCACAGAGUCUUUCCACUCGAUUACCUCAGCUUCCUGACCAGGGACCUGGGCAGUCCAGACUGCCAGAACCGGCAUCCUGUCCUUAAAACCUCUCUCUCUUCUCCUGCCUUCUCCAAAAAGAGUGGCAGCCGCAACACCAUUGAGGACCUGGUCACACGCUUCAAUGAGGUGAGCUCCUGGGUGACCUGGCUGAUCCUGACCGCCGGCUCCAUGGAAGAGAAACGGGAGGUCUUCUCCUACCUCAUCCAUGUAGCCAAAUGCUGCUGGAACAUGGGAAACUACAAUGCUGUGAUGGAGUUCCUGGCUGGGCUCAGGUCUCGGAAGGUGCUGAAGAUGUGGCAGUUUAUGGACCAGUCUGAUAUUGAAACCAUGCGAAGCCUGAAGGAUGCCAUGGCGCAGCACGAAUCCUCUUCGGAGUACAAGAAGGUCGUUAACAGGGCUCUGAACAUCCCUGGCUGUAAAAUGGUGCCUUUCUGCGGGGUCUUUCUGAAGGAGCUUUGUGAUGCUCUGGAUGGGACUGCCAGUCUGAUGAAACUCCGUCCUCACUUCAUCUCUCAGGAGGAAUCUAUUGAGUUUGUCACAGACUACAAUGGGCAGGACAACUUCUUGCAGCGGGUUGGAAAGGAUGGUCUCCACAACACUGAGAAGGAGGCGACUGUCAGCAACAUCCUGCAGACCAUUCGCAGCUGCAACCGGAGCCUGGAGUCCGAGGAGGGGGACGAAACCAUCAGCGAAGGCUCUGGGUCACGCAAGAACUCCUUUAAGGACAGGAGCAAGAACCAAUUCACAGUGGGAGACCUGUCCGAUUCCGAGGGAGACCUGUCUGAGCAAGCGAAGGAUUAUGACUUUCAAGGAGCAGAAGAGCAGCAAAAAGCUUUUAGCCAUGGGACAGAACUUGUCCCCUGGUACGUCCUGUCCAUCAGGGCUGACGUCCAUCAGUUCCUACUCCAAGGAGCCACAGUCAUUCAUUACGACCAGGAAGCCCACCUCUCGGCCCGCUGCUUCUUGAAGCUGCAGCCCGACAACUGCUUCUUGACUUGGUCGAAGCCGAUGAGCUGCGGCGGGGAGCUCAGUCAUUGCAAGCCCCAGUUCUUUGGACAAGUCACACUGAAUGGAUUGGCUGAUGGGUUCUUGGACUUGUCUGUGGUUAAGGCUGUUUACAUGGGCCACCUCGGAAUGGACAUGCACGCUGUUUGCAUUCAGAAUAAACUGAGUGACAUGACCCCUGAAGAGAAUGGGGUGACACUGCUGUAUGGGCUCCACACUACUGAUAACAAGUUGUUGCACUUUGUGGCUCCAAAGUACACUGCCAGAAUGCUGUAUGAUGGACUGCUGGAGUUAGCCAAUGCUGUGAGGAAGAUGAAAAGGUUCCCUGACCAGAGGCUUCAGUGGCUAAGGAAGCAGUAUGUUUGCUUGUACCAGGAAGAAGGCAGGUAUGAAGGUCCAACGCUGGCUCAGGCGAUUGAGCUGUUUGGAGGCAGGCGGUGGAACGCGAGGAACACAAGCACAGGGACUUUGAGCAGAGGAUCAGAGAAACCCAACAUACAAAGAAUCAGCACGACAAAGAAGAAAAAAAAAGGACUUAUGAGGGGGGACAGUGGAGAUGCUACCGAUGAUGAAAUGGUGACUCGGAAAACAAAAAGCUGUAAAGAAAACUGUGGCAGGAGUGGUUCUGAUCCUCUGGACUUCAGGGAGCAGGUUGAAUCUGAGGAGAAUACUGCAAUGGGUUUCCCUGGAUCCUAUCCCCAGCCAUCAAGAAAAGCCAACUCCCCCACGACCGCUGUCUCUCCUAGCAUGGCAGCCUCCACCACCCCUGCCAGGCCUGCUUCUUCUCCUGUCUUGUCUGCUGCUAAUAAGAGCCAGCCAUGCACCUGGAGCAGUCGCAGCUGGCAUGGUCGAGGGAAAGGAAGCUUAAAAGGCUUUCAGAACCUGAUGGUCUCCGACAGCAACAUGAGCUUCACUGAAUUUGUGGAACUUUUUAAAUCGUUCAGCAUUCGAAGUCGGAAGGACCUGAAGGAGCUAUUUGAUAUCUAUGCUGUGCCGUGCAAUCGCUCAGGGUCAGAGUCUGCUCCACUCUACACAAACCUGACUAUUGACGACAACAUCACUGGGUUACAGCCUGACCUAGACCUCCUAACCCGUAAUGGAUCUGAUCUUGGCCUCUUUAUAAGAACCAGACAACAGAUGUCUGAUAACCAAAGACAGAUCUCAGAUGCGAUUGCUGCUGCCAGCAUUGUGACCAAUGGAACUGGAGUUGAAAGUGCAUCGCUGGGAGUGCUGGGGAUCGCCAUUGAGCAGCUCAACGACUUCCUGGUUAACUGUCAAGGAGAGCAUCACACCUAUGAUGAAAUCCUCAGCAUAAUCCAGAAGUUUGAACCCUCUAUCAGCAUGCGCCAACUGGGAUGGAUGUCUUUUGAGGGUUUUGCAAGGUUUCUGAUGGACAAGGACAACUUUGCCUCCAGAAAUGAAGAAUCUCAAGUGAACGAGGAAGACCUGCAAUACCCCCUUUCUUAUUAUUAUAUUGAAUCCUCGCACAACACCUACCUCACAGGGCACCAGCUUAAAGGGGAGUCCUCUGUGGAGCUUUACAGUCAGGUGCUUUUGCAAGGCUGCAGGAGUGUUGAACUGGACUGCUGGGAUGGAGAUGACGGGAUGCCCAUUAUCUAUCACGGACACACACUUACUACAAAGAUCCCAUUCAAGGAUGUUGUGGAAGCUGUCAACCGCAGUGCUUUUGUUAACUCAGACCUGCCUGUCAUCUUAUCAAUCGAGAAUCACUGUUCCCUGCCUCAGCAGCGCAAGAUGGCAGAAGUCUUUAAGAGUGUAUUCGGGGACAAACUGGUGACUAAAUUCUUAUUUGAGAGUGAUUUCUCAGAUGAUCCACUAUUGCCAUCACCACAGCAACUAAAAGGAAGAAUUCUUCUGAAAAACAAGAAGCUAAAAGCACAUCAGGCUCCUGUUGAUAUUCUGAAACAAAAGGCCCAUCAGCUGGCACAUAUGCAGGCCCAAGCCAGUAACGGCACUCCUUCAAGCAGCACAUCUGGGAAUAACGAAGAAGAAGAAGAUGAGGAGGAUGAAUACGAUUACGACUAUGAGUCUCUGUCUGAUGCUGAUGUCCUUACUGCUUCUCCUGCUUCUAAUGGCCAGGAAGAUAACAUCAUUGAUGAUCGGCCAGAGAGCAAGUCAUCCAGCGAUAAGUUUCAGUUUGAGUACAGUGAAGAAACCCCCAAGAGAAUCAAGAAAGCAUACAGCACUGCUUGCAGCAAAGGAAAGAUUUUUGAUAUGGAACUUGGGGAAGAGUUUUAUCUCCCACAAAACAAGAAGGAAAGCAGACAGAUUGCUCAGGAGCUUUCAGACAUGAUAAUAUACUGCCAAGCUGUCAAAUUCCCAGGCCUUUCAACUCUUACUCCAUCUGGAUCUGGCAGAGGAAAAGAGAGAAAGAGCAGGAAGUCCAUCUUUGGAACCAAUCCUGGUAAAAUCCCAGGGGAAUCCAUGACAUUGGUCAAAGCAUCUGGAAAAGGUUCUUUUGACCCCAUGCGGCUGAGUUGGGAUGAGCCCUCUUCACCCCCAUUUAACCCCAACACCUCUCUGAGCGCUAUCAUCCGGACACCAAAGUGCUAUCAUAUUUCCUCUGUGAAUGAGAACGCUGCCAAGCGCCUGUGCCGGAGGUAUUCUCAGAAGCUGAUUAAACACACCACCUGUCAACUGCUGAGAACCUACCCGGCCGCCACUCGCAUCGACUCCUCCAAUCCAAACCCGGUCAUGUUCUGGCUCCAUGGCAUUCAGUUGGUGGCUCUUAAUUACCAAACAGAUGACCUCGCCAUGCACUUAAAUGCAGCAAUGUUUGAGGCAAAUGGGGGUUGUGGGUAUGUGCUGAAGCCCCCAGUUCUGUGGGACAGGAACUGCCCAAUGUACCAGCAGUUCUCCCCAUUGGAAAGAGAAGUGGAGAGCAUGAACCCGUCAGUAUAUUCUCUCUCGAUUAUCUCUGGUCAGAAUGUGUGUCCCAGUAGCAUGUCAGGCAGCCCCUGUGUUGAAAUUGACGUGCUGGGGAUGCCUGUGGACAGCUGUCACUUCCGGACCAAACCCACCCACCGCAACACCCUGAACCCCAUGUGGAAUGAGCAGUUUCUUUUUCAUGUCUGUUUCGAGGACCUGGUUUACAUCCGCUUUGCUGUGGUCGAAAACAACAGCUCAGCAAUCACUGCCCAAAGGAUAAUUCCCUUGAAGGCUCUAAAAAGAGGGUACAGGCACUUGCAACUGAGAAAUCUUCACAAUGAACCGCUGGAGAUCUCGAGUCUCUUCAUUUACAGCAAGGCAGAUGAAAAUCCCAGUGGAAACAAUGUACCUGCUUCAGUGGUGUUCAGUACGGAGGAGCGGCGAGCUGCAGCCCUGUACAAAGUGACGGUCCAUAGUGUCCCAGGUCCUGAACCCUUCACUGUCCUCUCUGUGAGCGAGAAGACCACAGCCAGACAGCUUCUUCACAAAUUACUCUCCUCAAAGAAGGGCUCAGUUUCAAAUGCCCUGGGCUACUUGUUGGUGGAAGAGAAAGUGUUUCUGUGGAAGGAGAAGAGCGAGUGCAAGAAGCAGCCGCUUCAACGUGUCAUCGGGGCCGAGGAGGAGGUUGUAAAAAUCCUCGGCAGCUGGUUCCCAGAGGAAGGCUAUGUGGGAAGAAUCAGCCUCAAAACCAAGGAGGAAAAUAUCAACCAGAGGAACUCCAUCACGGAGGCGGUCGAGGAAGUGAAUAUCAGCGCAGAUGACGACAGUUUCUUUGUUCAGGUGCACGAUGUUUCUCCAGAGCAGCCUCGCACAGUCAUCAAAGCACCUCGCUUCAGCACUGCACAGGACAUCAUCCAGCAGACACUAAGUAAAGCCAAGUAUUCGUACAGCAUCCUGACCAAUCCCAACCCCAGUGACUACGUGCUUGUGGAGGAAGUCACAAAAGAGCCUGUAAACAAGAGAGCGUCAACCUCCAAGCCGACCCAGCGCAUCCUCUUUGAUCAGGAAAGUGUCUAUCAAGCCCAGAGCAAGUGGAAAGGGGCAGGCAAGUUUAUCCUCAAGCUCAAAGAGCAAGUCCAGACCGCACGGGAUGAUAAGAGGAAAGGUAUUUCUUUUGCCAGUGAGCUCAAGAAAUUCACCAAAUCAGGCAAGCAGAAUCGGAACCCCUCAGGGCCAGCUCAGAUGACUCCCCCAGAAAGUGGUCAGAGUUGGUGGCCUGAGAGACUCGAAGCCUUGAUAGUGGAGAGCAGAGCUGAAGCAGAGAAACUCCUUGGCAGUGAGAAGGAGAGAAGGCAUCUGCAAGUCAACACCCCUGCCUCUUCCACGUGGUCUUUCCCCCUGCUCCGGAACUGGAAAUUGCACAAAUGAUUCCAGGAUCGAGGCAGUUUUUGGGAAAUUCAAGUCAGGAAUGUAUGGGUACAGGUUCAGCAGCUCUGAACCCGCUCAACCUUUGGAAGGAGCCCAUAAUCGGGUUACUUUGGAAGACACACAGCAUGGUGUGUAGAGCAGAGUAUUUUUAAAUAGGGGUUUUACUGCUGAUAGACAAAUGUGGCAGUGAAAUUCCUGGUGGUGACUGCACUACUCUCCCUGUAGUAUCAAGCCAAGUGGAGUACAAUAUUUUAAAAAUACCCAAUUGAUCAAAGUAACUGUAUAUCCCAGCUUUGUACAGUCCUCCAGUGGGUUACCAACAGAAAAAAAGCCCCCUCGCCUGUACCACUGAUAAAGGGGCAAACAACAAGCUGGCUUAUUAGAAUCCAUUGGGAUGCUUUGGUUUUGAAAGGUCUCGCUUGAAAUAUUUUUCACUGAUGUUUUGAAUGGCUUGAGUUACGUGAAGCACUUUGAAACUGAUUUGUAUAUUGUGAAACAUGUAGUACUUUGAAAUAUUGUCUUUGAUGUGCUUGAUAUUUAUAUGGUACCGCAUAGUUAGGUAUUAAAUCAAAUAGCAACUUUGAUGUAGACAUUAAUUUGGAUAUCAACAGGCAGAUUCUAAUUGUAGCUGCUGUGUACACGUGAUAUUAUGUAGAACAACUCUUAAUAGUCCUGUAUGUUUCAGAUAAAAGAAAAUUAGAAGUAUAAGUCAAAAAAUGAUAAAGUUAAACUUAAUACAUUACAAACCAAAACUACUAUAUUGUAGUUUUAGGUAUGGUGCAUGGAAUUGGAACAUUUUACUUUUCUCUAGACAAUAACGAAAUUGGGAUGCUGUUCAUAUUGUCUUGAAUGAAGGACCUCAACCAUGCAAUCACACUUCUCAAUCUUAAAUAAUAAUAAAGAAAUAAGAUAUAUUGUGUUUGCUCCAAUAGUGUAAAAAACACCUGACAUUCUUGAUAUUCCUUCUAUUCUGAACUGUUAUGGUAGUCAGAGAUGAUGUAAACAUAUCCUAUUUCUUUCAGCCAUUCAUAAAAUACCAGAGUGAGAUUUAGGACAGAGAAAAUAUAUAAAAUCCCUCAUUGCAAAUCUGUGCACUGUCCCUUUUUGCUUAAGAUAGAAAGCUGAUAAACGCUUUGCAAUUUUUAAAGGACAGAAAAAUUCAAUAGAUGUACACAGAAGUAUUGUAGAUUUGUGAAUGUUUAUAUGCAUUAAUAGGUGAUACUAUGUAAAUACUUUGAGACAGUUUUAUGUCAGUUAGAAGAAUUUGUUAAUAUUGUAUAUAUUAUUUCUAUUUUAGUUGUAUAUUUUCUUUUUCUUUUGCUAGUGAAGGAUGCUAUAUACACAUAUAGUGGGAUUGUCCCAUUCUGCCAUUCUGGAGUUUCAACAUUGAUCUGUCAUUUUGGAAGUUCUUGUUGUUCUAAAAAGAAAUAGUCUGUUACUUGCAUUGUAAGAUGUUUAACGAAUGCAGGUCCAGUGCAUGGGUGAACAGAAUAGGUCUGUUCAACCAGUAUGAGGGUUUGAGGACUGGACUUUGCAGGGUAAAAAACAAAACAAACAAUAUAUACUUUACCAUUUUCUGUUACCAGCAUCCAUUUUCUGUUCCAAUAGUUCUCGACUGCUUGCAGUCAGCUAUUUUGUGCCUCAAACGUUUUUUCAAUAGAAAUCACUGCAGCCCAUCAGCAUACCUUACUACCCAUCUAGGGAGAUAGAGACGUCCCUUUAAUGCGAAAUUCCAGAGAAAACAUUUGAACACGUGGGUAAUUGGAUCUUCCUCUGACUUUUACUGGUACAUUUACUGCAUUAAAAGUGAUGCUAAAAUGUAAGAUUUUUUUACUUCUAGUUCAUAACUAUCUUCUUUUGCAUGUUGCCCUUUUCUGAUUGAGACUUAUUUAGGAAGGAUACACUAAAGACAAGUUUGCCAAUCUUGACUCAAUAAUUAUAUAAUGUAGCAGUUACUGACUUUCAUGCAAUAGCUUGUACUGUUUUCUAUCACAAGUGCAUUAUAAGAAACUUAUAUUUCUUAAAAACAAAUAGUAAAAUUGAAAAUGUAAUUGAAGAUAUCUGAUUGGUCCUUCUACUUUUUUGAAUUUUUGGUUAAUUGUAACCAGUGCUCCAGGCAAGGUUUUGGGUCAUUAAGCUCUCUAAUUUAAAAACUGUGCGUCAACUGUAUUUUGGUAAAAUGCAACAUUACCUUGAAGUCACGAGUACUUCUAAUAAAUACAGUACAUACUUUAAUGCUAACUUAUGCAUUAAGUACAGCCUUACAUUUGAACUGUUGUACAAAAACUUUAGCCCUGCCUUAAUAAUAUUAUAGUCCGAGUAGUUGCAAGUGAGUUUUUCUUUUUUUAAUUUUUUUUUUUUUUUAAUUGAAAACCCUAAUUUAUUGGUCGUGUGUCUCUGGCAAUUCCCAGACAGGCUACAAUUAGCUGUCCCAGAAUUCUUUAGCUACCGCUUGCAGUAUAUCAACAAUUGAACAUUGAGACGGUGGGAACCAACGAAGUACAAGAAGCUUGAUAACAUGCAAACUCAAGCUGUGCAGCAAAAUUGCAAUGCCUAUUCUUACACAUUAAAUUUAAACAUGAUGCGUAAUUCAUAUUUUUUCAAUGCGUAAAACACCCAGUAUGUGGCUUAUCUGGAGAGCUGAUUGUAACCAUUUUAAUUUAAUAAAAGGGACAAAGACUUAGUAUUUCUUAUGCCAAAAUUGAAUUAAGCUUACAUUUAAGCAUUGUGCAUGCAGGCUGUGUAAGUGGUAUAUAUUUGUUUGUUUGCUUUUAAAGUGGCCCUGUCUCACCAUGUGAUGUAAACUACCUGGUGCAGAAUCUGAAUAUACCUUGUCACAGUGUUUGUAAUGUAUGAUUACAAUAGCACACAAGCAUUCACAUUUUUAUUUUACAAAAAUAAAAUAAUUGUCAGUGCUGAUAACAAAAUACUUGAUGAAACACAAUAAAAUACAGUUAACUGUAUUUUUUUUUUUCAUUUUACUAACCUAAACCUAGAAAGCUACAAAUUAUAUAUAGAAACACAAUCCAAUGUAAGUUAUUUUAUAUCACAGCCCUGGUUGGCAAAAUAUGUUGUUUUCAUAGAUGUGUAGAUAGCUCGUAUGUACUUGGUCAUGUUUUUUUUUUAUUUCUAAUUUACAUUAUUUAAAAGUCUUGAUGAUAUAAUAUAAUGUAUUUGUCUAUAUCCUUUGUACAACCAUACCAUCAAAGCUGUUUCUUUUUCAUAAAUGCAUUCAAAUCUGUGUUUACAAACACACAGUGGCUUUUUAUUUUUAAUACUUUUUUCAACAAUUUCUGUUGAUUCAUUGUUACAGGAGAUUGUUAGUGUGUAUUGCAUGUGCAUUUUUAGAGCACACAUUUCUUGACUUUAAACUAUGAAUAUGAAUUUGUGUACGAGAUUCAUCACGUUCCCUUUGCUUUAUUUCUAAAUGUCAUGUCAUAGUUCUAUUUGACUACAAUGGCAGUCACAAAGCUGUUUUCUAUUGUAUGUGUGUGUCAUCUUUGAAUGUGAUAUUUAUGUUACUAUAGAUAAAAGCUCACAACUCAUAAGUAUUGCCUCCAUAUGUUCUUUAGAAAAUGGCAGGAUGUAAAUAAUUAGAUUCUGACUAGAUUGUUUUGGUGUGAUUAAAGCAUGUCUCAGUCUCAGUUCAUCACUCUAUAUUUACUGCUCCUUCUUCAACACUGAAGCUUUGUGCUUUGAAGUUGAGUACCGAUUAAAAUCAAAUUAUAUUAAGAACGUACAACUGUAUUUUUUCUUAGAUUUACUUUACGUCUUUAAAAAAUGUGCAGCAACUUUUAAAAUCUUGCCUAUCUUUAAUUGUAGUAUUACAAUUGCCAGUCUGUGUGUAUUGUGCAAAACUGUUUAUUUAUAUGUAAAGUUACCUGUUUUGGAGACUACUUUAUUUCUGUUGACUUGAAGGAAAGCAACUCAUAUUGGUACUAAAAAUAAAUAAUUUAUGAAGUGCUGAA